This is a messenger RNA of Topomyia yanbarensis, 11843 nucleotides long. RefSeq lists its product as uncharacterized. Bases 976 to 4308 code for a protein of 1110 amino acids. The record is from RefSeq and is a predicted model, not a curated record. Lineage: Eukaryota; Metazoa; Arthropoda; Insecta; Diptera; Culicidae. Gene Ontology annotation, cellular component: cytoplasm; nucleus. The transcript has 9 exons. Gene Ontology annotation, biological process: protein phosphorylation; actin cytoskeleton organization. Gene Ontology annotation, molecular function: protein serine/threonine kinase activity; ATP binding.
AUGCUGCUGGGUGGUGGUAGUGGUGAUGUUGCUCUGAAUUUUCGCUUCACUGCGACCGACGAGAAAGCCUCUGCAUUUGCCCGUGCCAAAACAGCACAGCAAACCCAGAGUCGGUGCGCUGCAGUUCGGACGCGUUUUUUUUUCUCUUCUAUCGCUGCUUUCGAGUGUCCGCGGUGUGUGUAUUAUUUUGACUGCGAGUGGAGUAAAUUUGCGACUUUUCGUCGGGUGAAAAUAUACAAUAAUUUUCAAGUUAUCUGAACUGGCAUGAUUUUAAAAGGAAGCAUAAUUAUCAUUUGAGUGUUAACAGUGGAGUGUGCUAGCGGAAAUUGAUUUUGAAAUUUGGAUACAUUUUGGAAGUUUGUGACGGUGAAUGGUGGUGCGAUUUUCUGGAUGUUGCGAGCUAAAAUGGAAGUGCCAUCAUCCGCUGCACUCGAGUGAGCGAACCAGAUCAAAUUGUGGAUUAUGUGAAUGCAAGGAUUGUUUUGCUUUGCUCCUAACUACGGCUAAGUUAUGCGACCAGCAGGUCAGGAUCUACUGACAAGCAGUGAAAAACAACUCAUUCAAGGCUCAAACGAAGUGUGAUUCUAAAGCCAAAACAACCGACGACAAAGAUCGUUGAACAACGGGUCUGAUAGUGAAGUGAAGUGUCAAACGUAAUGUUAUAGUGUGAUAAUCGAAUUUACAUAUAGUAGGGUCCCCAUCUACUAGCGAUUGGGUGUAUAAUCUGAUUGAAAGUGCCCGAGUCAGGUUGCAUCAUAUUUCGACAAAGCGCAACAAAGCAGGAUCGUCGGCAGAAAGCAGUAGAAACGAACAAGUGAUAACCUACAGGACUGUUGGUCCUAAUACCCUAGCAAUGGGGUUUGAACGGUAGUGAGCUAUGAGUGAUUUCUUCGGUAGGUGGUGUUCACUUGGAGAACAGCGAAAGUUAGGCGAUUCUUAUUGUGCAGUGGUAGAUGUAAUUGUGAGCUGAUAACGAUGAACGUAGGACAGCACAGCGGUCCCGGACCGCCACUGAAUCGUAGCGGUUGUUCGGAUCGCUCGGUCACUGGACCCUCCUGUCGGGCACUGCGUACAGCUGUCUCCGCGCUGUACUGCUUGGAUGACUUCAUCCGGGAGAAGAUUGGAUCCGGAUUCUUCUCGGAAGUUUACAAGGUGACGCAUCGUACGACCGGUGACGUGAUGGUGCUCAAGAUGAACCAACUUCGAGCCAAUCGGCCAAAUAUGCUGCGUGAGGUACAGCUGCUGAAUAAACUUUCGCAUCCAAACAUCCUAAGGUUCAUGGGCGUCUGCGUGCAGGAAGGUCAGCUGCACGCCCUCACCGAGUACAUCGAGGAUGGUUCGCUGGAGCAACUGAUCGCAAACAGUGCCGUCUAUCUUUCGCCACUGUUGAAGAUACGGCUAGCACUCGGAAUCGCCCGAGGGAUGCAGUACGUGCAUGAUGUCGGUAUUUUCCAUCGGGAUCUGACGAGCAAGAACGUACUGGUGAAACGAACAGCGGACGGAAUGUUCGAUGCUGUGGUCGGAGAUUUUGGACUGGCAGCCAAUAUCCCGCGAAAGUGUGGUAAACCACGACUGGACACAGUGGGUUCGCCCUACUGGAUGAGCCCCGAGUGUUUAAAAGGGCAAUGGUACGACCAGACCAGUGACGUGUUUUCCUACGGGAUCAUCCUCUGUGAGCUGAUUGCUCGGAUCGAGGCUGAUCCUGACAUAAUGCCAAGGACUGAUUCGUUUGGGAUGGACUACAUUGCGUUCGCCGAUCUGGCCCCGAACGACACGCCACCGGCGUUUCUAAGACUGGCUUUCUAUUGUUGUACCUAUGAUCCAAAGAGUCGCCCCACGUUUACCGAGUGCAUUAAGAAAUGCACGCUGCUGUCGGACGUGUGCGAGGAUAGCUACAGUCAUCAUCACCAUCAGCAGCAACAGCACCUCCACCAUAAGCAUAGUAUAAGCAAUGGCACUAACACGAGUACCGUCCCUUCCUUGCUUUCGCCGAGUACACCCGCCAUCGGCAGCUGUCCAUCUCCGGUAACACCGCCAACAUCAGUGACCUCGUACUCUUCUGUACAUAAUAGCAGUAGCACUAGCGUUAGUAGUUCAUGCAACGGCUCCGCAUCGACAAAUACCGUCAAGACCGGCGUUAGCAAACGCAACUCGAUUGAUGUGGCAAACCUUAGCCCGACGAGCGAACCAGCCCCGGUUGGAAAGGAGAUUCUCAGUCGAGAGAACAGUCUGAACGGGGAUCGCGAUGGAGACAAUCCGAUGCAUCAUAGAAGAUCCCUCUCGGAGAACGUGAUCGUUUUCCCGCCUCACACCACUCCCAGCGAUAAGGCACGAUAUCACAUGCACCAGCGAACGAGCGGUAGCAGUAAGCUUGCCGAAUCGGUUAUCCCCGAGUCGCCUACAUAUUCGAACCAGACACUGCGGAAGGUGGCUGAAACGAUGCUGUUGAAGGAUCCACAGUAUAAACCACGAUCCAAAACCGACCAGGGAGGUAUCUCGAAAGCAAACCCUUUCGCUGCCCUCUCGCAAUUGAAGGGGGUUAAGAAAAUCCUAGGACCGAAUCCAGCGGUUACCACCUACAGUUCAGGAGAUUUGUUCAGUUCGUGCUUCGAAAUGUCCGCCCCGUUAUUGCGUGAAUGGAACAUAGUACAAAAUAGAACGGCUAAGAAUCGGGACGGUGUAAGCAGCGGCGGUAGCAGUUCCGAAGGCCAACCGAAGAGUCUACCAAGUUCGCCCACCUCACCCCGGAAAGAGUACUGCGAUGAUGAGGAGGAUAGUAUUGUGGCAAAGUUGAAGAAUAAAUCCAAACCAACGGAUCAAAUAGAAAAUGGAUCUACAGAGGACAGCUUCAACCCGGCAGGGUACAGUUUUGCACGCAAAAUUUCCCUUGGUGGUUCGGGAAUCAAGAAGUAUCGUGCCAAUUUCACCGAACUUUCUAGUCACCCUCUGUACAAGAGCGGCGCAAUCGAGACUGAAUCCAGCAAUGUAGGCGGGGGAGAACAAACGGGAGUCGCGAAUGCCAACACCGACAGCGGGACUGAGGAGGGUGGAAAUGAUACGAUACCUCCGGUGAUAAUUGGAAACACGGACGGGAUCAAAAAAUCCUCGUCGAGCGGGAUGGGGGAAGGAAUUUUGGAAACGCCUAGGAUAUUGACGAGGAGAGGAUCUACCGAGAGUGGAUUUUUCUCCUGUUUGAAUGAAGACUUUAGCACGUACAGAUCGUCGCAGUGUAGCUGCAUGGAUAAAGGUAAUUUCGAAUCCUCGGAGCGGUUACCCGUGUGCAGAUGUGUGUACGGAGGAGUGAACAAUCUGGCCGCAAGGUUGGAAGAUCUCGAGCUAUCGUCCAAUCAGACUCUGAAUGAUAGCUCUAGCGUUUUGCUGUUUGAUGAUUCAUCGACGAAUGUGAGUUCACUGAGAAGCAUGGAUGACUUGGAGCUGUCGGACUCAAUUCGAAAGAAAUUCAACUACCGACACCACGUUCUCAGUAAUGUGGAUAUAGACGCCCGAUCUAUAGAUAUGGGAUUAAUCAACAGGCUCGCGCUAGAUUCCGAAAUUAACAGUAUGAUACAGAAAAAUCAAUUUACGAAUCAGUUACUGUACUGUAAAAACCGAUCGUCGUCUAUUUUCACCGAUAGUUCGGACGAUAUUAGCUCAUUGGCAGGAUCGGAUUCGCUACUGUGGGAUGAUCGGUCUUUUACGACAAUUCCCAAUACACGCUCGGCCCAGAUUGCGAAGAUUGUCGAAUAUUUCGAACGCAAAGGACAAACCUUCAAACCAUUCACCGUACCUGACUCGACCUUCGGAUUAUCCGCUGGUCAUUCCGGCUCGUCCGCCUCGUCGUCAUCGUCUUCGGCUUCCGGCGCUCAUCAUCCGUACCAGUACCAUCAUCUACAUCGAACUGGCACCAAUAAUGCAAUCGAUUCUGCCCGUCGACCCUCCAACGGCUUCUGUAAAUUUUCCACUGCAGCAGAACUUCGCCAGCGAACCGAGUACGAGGCGUUCUGUUUGGAUCUGGAGCGAAAACAGCAGAACUCAGCUAGUAUUCAACAGCAUUACCAUUACCACAACCACCAACAGCAGCAGCAGCAACAGCAACAACAGCAAUUUCAGGUACACCACCGCCUGAACAACAUCUGCGAGGGAAACGUCCGAUCGAAGUUGCAACUUUUCGACAAAAUAAAGCAGCAGAAUGGUACCGCGGGACAACCGACGUCCAACUCGGGUAGCUGCAGCAGCAUUAGCAGUAGCAGCAACGGGUGCGGGGCUGGUUCUCCUAGUGGAACUUGUAAUGGUAAUAGCGGACAGUAAGCAUCGGAACGGAUUAGUGAGAACACUGUACAUAUAUACAUCUCAUGCGAGUAAACACACGUAUCAAACAUACAUACGUUGUGAGCAGUUGUAGGGAACUGUUUUUGUCACACUCUUGGAUAUAUUUUAAUAUUUUUCGUUGCCGAUAGGAUCGGAUCGUGGAACAAAAAAUUUUCAGUAUUUAGUAUGCGAAGUCAUGAUGAUUGAAGUUUCUUUUACUUUGUUUUGGUACCAAGCUGGUUGAGUUCAGAGAUUAUUUGAAGAGGAUUUCCCAUGUCACCUUCCCUUGUGCUGGCUGAAAUAUUGCGCUGUUGUGAUUUCAUUUUGUUGGAAUCAAUUCCUGUUUACUAAAUUCUCGCGACCAAUUUGGUGAGGGGCUCGGUCGUAUGUAAGAGAAAUAAAUCUGUUUGGCAUAAAGUCGUUUAUCACAGUCACUUGGCGUAAUCAUAUAGCGAGAGUGAAGUUUGUUUCAAAAUAUGGUUUCAACUUUUUACAAUCGCAUAAAGGUCAAUGGAACGGAAUCGAUUGAUAAUAUGCGGUAUGAUUGGCAAAUUCUUCGAUUCUAUCUUACUCUCGUGUUUUAGCUGUCUUGAUUAUACUCAAAUGAUAGCACAUAGAGGCGAAUCAAUGUUUGGUGAACAAAAAAUGUGCGUGCGCUUAGGGGGUGAGCCAUAUAAUGUGGUACCGCAUGAAUUGCGUAGUGACGUCAUAAAAUGAGCAUGUUGACUAGAUUGUGCCGAGGCCUAUCCAGCGAUUUCGGGUGUAGGAUUGCAUCCGGUUCACUGAUGCCCUGACGAUUCAAGCCGGUGAUUCGCUACGGACUACUCGGAAUAAUUUCCGGGGACGGGCAUAGCGUAGUUGGUAAAUAAAUUGCCUUGUACGUAGCUCACCUGGGUUUUAUUCCCAUCCCCGCACACAGGGUAAGAGAUUUUUCCAAAAGAAAUUUCUCUAACUCGACAAGAAGCGAAUGACCCUAAACCUCUAUAAUCAAAAUAAAAAAAAAUGAUUCCCGACAGAGAAUCUUUCCUACUCCGACGAAGAGUUUCCCGGCACUGGAAGAUCUUCCGAAUCCUAUGUUACCCGGGGGGAUGCCGAGGUCGGCCCUGCGAUUCUGCGCAGAGUGUGACAUCCAGUUCACAGGCGCCCAUAUGACCAUUUGAACUAGUUCCCGGCGGUAAGCCUACUCCAACGACGAAAUUUCUCGACGUCAGUCCUUUAAUUCCGGGGGGAGGAUGACUUCAGGUUCUCAGUUGCCCCGAAUACCUAUCGUUAAUCCUAUACUGUUAUUUUUGUCUUCGUUGCAAAGCUGACAUGAUCUGAAGGACUGUUCUGUUCACCGCGUUCCAUUUUUCUUCGUCCGCAUACAUUCUUUGGACAAUAUUGUUCAUGUUGACGUCCUCACCAGCAAUAGUUCUUUUUUCGUUUCGCUCGUGCUCGAAUCGCGGGUAUUCGAAGGCCACGUUCUCAGGUGUUUCCUCUGCAUCACCGAACCUGUUCAGAUAUUUCUUGAAACAGCCAUGACCAGACAAGAACUGCGUCUUGUGGAAGUUAACUUCGCAGUGCGCUCUGUUGACCCACACCGACAGGCAUGGCAUUGGCCAUCAGCCUGAACGUGCUGCUGGCCGAGAUCUGUUUGUCUUCAUCAGUAGUGCCAUCACCCAUGCAGGUUUUGCGAUUCUAGGCACCGAAGUGGAGACGCUAGCCAGUAGUCGCUUUUUACUGCUGCUGAUUGCCGAAGUGUUGGACAUGAUUCGCGGUAGUGCCGAGAUCACUUUUACGGCCCUGCCGCCUACGUGGUCGAUGCGGCUAUCAAUGCUCAACCGAUCGUCUAUCAUCACUUCUAGUUGUCAAACUUCUCACUUUGAGUCGAUGAUACAACCUGCGACCUAAAUUCUUGCCUACUGCACUGCCUUUCGGUUGCUUCUCGAAACCAUCUCAGUUUUGUGGUGAGUAAAUGCCAGCUUCUUCUUGCGCAUCCAGUCUUCCACACCAUCCAUUGGCUCCGUGGCGAGUGCUUCUACUUCCUCUAGUGAUGCACCGAUCAUUAUGAGCACCACAUCGUCAGCAAAACCUACAAUCUUCUCGCCCAUGGGAAGACGCAGCUUCAGCAUUCCGUCGUACAUAGCAUUCCAAAGAGUUGGACCGAGUAUAGAGUACACUGUGGAACGGCCUUGAAACGUACUUCUUUUUCCGGCGUCAGUUUCGUAGAUCAAUUGCCAGUUCUGAAAGUAGCUCCUCAGAAUUCUACAGAGGUACUCGGGAACUCUCAUUCUGUGUAGUAAAUCGGCAAUUGCAGCCUAGCUAGAACUGUUGAAGGUGUGUGUACGUCCAGGGUUAUCACUCCGCAGUAACGGUUUCCUCUUCUCUUUUGCUUCGGCGCAGCCUCCAUAGUUUCCGCGAUCGUUCGUAUAGCGUCCACAGUGGAUCUACCUUUCCGGAAACCGAACUGCAUAUUAGAUAGGCCAUUCUCUCCCUCCGUGUACGUAAGCCUGUUAAGGAUUACUCUUUCAAGCAGCUUGCCGAAUGUAUUCAACAGGCUUUUUGGCCUGUGUGCUGAAGGAUCUCCAGGGGGCUCUCAUGGCUACGGCAACAACACUAGUUUUUGUCGCUUCCAGAUGUCGAGGAAGUUACCAUUGUCGAUACACUUUUGCUGUGCAGUCCUAAAUAUAACCGGGUUCGUUAGCAUUGCUAUUUUCAGAGCCACGUUGGAAACACCGUCUGGCCCCUGAGCCUUCUUGGUUCUUAAGGUUUUUGCCACCACUAUCAGCACUUCGUUGGUUACCCGAACUUUUUCUUUGUAUUCAUCCUGAGCCUCGCACGGCGCGGGCGGCUAGGUUUUCGGUUCAUGGCUACUCCAUAGCGUCGCCCCACGGAUUUGAAUUGGUGUUGCGGUAAAGCUCCUCUAGGUACACCUUAUACCUUAUACGCUGGUCUUAGAGCUGCUCUUUCAGCAACAACGUCAUUCUCUUUUGAGCUCUUUCAUGCAUGUAGGUCAGCAAUCGUCGAGCUCCACAUAGACUGUACCUUGGUUUACAUUUUACUUGGCAUGGUUGCAUCGCACACUCUUGCUAAUGCCGUUAUCACUUCUUCUGCACUGAAGUACAGAUGAUUGCACUCAAGCCUUAACGCUUCAACGAAGACUCCCUCGUCAAUCUUCCGCUCGUUUAAUUGAGCCACACGCGCUUCCGACUGUCUAUUGCUCCCGAUAGCGUACUGGAUCGCUUGGUGAUCACUGUGGGUGUACUCUUCGCACACUCUCCAAUUCAAACUUCCUGCCAGCCCGGGGCUGUAGAAGCUAACGUCAAUAGUUUAUUCUUGAUCUUUCCAGUGGUAGGUGCUGGUUGUACCAUCGUUGAUAAUAUCUACGUUCAGCUUUGCAAAGGCCUCGGGACUUAGUGAACAUACCGACCAGCCAACUUUGAUCUUCCUGGUUUUAGUAGCAUGUUUGCUGUUUCAACCGGCAGCCUAACCGAAGUCGCUAGGAUCGUCAUCGGCACUUCUUCAAGCUCGCACUGUUCUUUCAGAGCUUCUCUUAGCUCUUCUUCCGAGGAUAUGUCAUCCAGGUCCUUACAUUGGAUGGUUGUGCCCGUGCAUAAGGCUUUCACUUCCAUUGCUUCGCCCAUGACUUUCUCGGUGAGCACUUUAUAAGUAGAGCUGUUUGACUUCGAAUCCUUUUUUAAAUCCAGGAUCAACUCUUCGGUGCGCCUGAUUUUCUUAACGCCUGAGCCCAGCUCCCCGAAUUACCGGGUUUAUCCCCAUUGCGCGCUGUACUUUCUCGUACGAGUAAUCGUUAGCUUUGACUAUGAGUUUGUUUCGUCUCUUGAAUAGUGUAAUCUUGACAGAAAGGCUAGCUGACCCAAACACGAAAAGUGAAGCAAAAUGUAUGAGGAAAGGGAGAUAUUUGUGCAGACUUAUUGCUCAACCGUCGGGGCUUCCUCGAGCUUCCUUCUUGGGCACAGGGGCUACGGUGUUCCGCCAGAACACGCAAUCAUCUGUCACUUCGCAAACGAUAAUUAUAUGCUACUUUCUAAACGAUUAACGUUUGACUUUCACUGGAUUGGGAAACGUCGUGAAUUAACUUAUUUGCACUUGUAUUUAGCAUCUUAAACGAUGGGUACGUCUGCACAUCACCGGCUCUCACAACUUCUGACCCAUGCGGUUUUGGUUUUUUACAGCACCGGUGCUGCCGUCAAGCUAACAACCCAUCGCGGGUGGGGUGCGUUCACUCCCCAGCUCGUAGUAGGUUCACUCCCCAGCUCGCAGUAAGUACGGGGGGAAUCGUUAGGCUCCUGAGCUUCUGUUCUCCCGUCCCUGCUACCCCAUAUAGGUAUGGAUGUAUGUAUGUUUGUAUGUAUAUAUGUAGUUUAUAGAAUUCCCCCGGGUUUAUCAAUUCUUGGCGUUCAAAAAGGUCUGCAGCGGUUCGCUUCAGAUGUUCUGGGAUCGUCCGCUCGCAACUAUAUUGGACUUGGGAAUAUUUGAUGUUUGGGUUAUUGUGUGUAGUAUUGGGAACUGGAGAAUUACAGUGACAGUCGAUGGCGCAUUCAUGCUUAUAAAAUUUUCUUUUGAUCACUAGGGGACAUGACUGUGAGAAUAGGGCAAAUGGAAGCUUCAAAUUGCACAAAGUUGACCCGGUCGGAGAAACUCCCACCAGUCGUCAAACGUACGUGUAGAUUUGGCCAAUGGCCAUGAAAUACAUUUUCAUCUUCAUUUCUUUUCCACAAUCUGCAAUCCUAAGAUCGGUUUUCAGCAAUAGGACUAACUUGUAUUAAAACGAAAAUGAAGAUACAUAGGCUACGAACAACAAAUGUUACAUAUUGGCUCACAAUGAACAAUACCACAAAUGAACGGUGAACGACUUACUCUACCUAACUAAAUAUACUGUCUCAAAGAAGAAAACUUACGAGCAAUACAUUGAAACUAAUACCAAGUAAAUCUGUAGAGUGUCGAAUGGCACUCGCUGCAAAUGAAGCGCUACACUUUUAUUAUUGUGAAACAAUGUAACCUAGUAAAAUUUUGAAACUGACUCGAAUGAGUCAAAUGCGUUUCGAUUAGUAUACUAAAAUCAGUAGAAAAAAUAUCGUGGUUUGUACACCAACCUAGUGGCACUGUUAUUUGAAACAACCCAAGGUGUUGAGAAUAUACCUAACCUAGCGGAAAACUCUGUGCAUGUAAGUACAUAAAGGGCCUUAUAUAUUUUCACGACGAUCCAGUCUAGAGAAUCGCACUCUAGUAAAUGCGCAAUUAAACAACAAACUACAACAGCUGCGUCCGCGUGUGAGUUGUAGGCAAUCUUUUGUAGAAAUCGACACUUCGUUUAUUUUCGUAGACUAUACACAUUUAAGAACCGAUAGAAACAUUAUCACUCAAUUAUUAGAGUACGGUACCGACAUAUGAAAAUACGUUUGCAAAACUUUGACGUCCAUUAAAGGGUAAAUAAUUAUGGAAAAAGUAACGACUAGAGUUAAGUGAAACAACUAAAUGUAGUUCCAAUUGCAUAGAGCAACCAAUGCCAAAAUAUUCUUCCCAGCAGUAUCUACCUAUUCUACCUUCAUCCAUCUCAUUCAAUCAUCGAACGUCUUCCCCGCUUUUUGCGCGGACAGAUUCACACCUACUGUAGCAUACCUGUUAUUAAUGCUGUACUACCUGUCUAGUAAUAGGAGAUAAUUUCUUCCAUCAUCAAAGGCCAACUAUUGUAACAACCCUCAGAACACAAGCUAUCGCGAAAAGCUUUUUACCAGUAUUCUAUGUUACUGUGAAACAGAGUAAUCCACAACAUGGAUGCAGUCGAAUGAUUGUAUAACCAUUCUCCGGAGGUAUAAAUAGCCUUGAAAACUCACUUUAACAUUAAACGUUUGUAAAAAUAUUGUAGCCCAGGACGUUUGUCAGAACCGAUGAGUAAUAAAGGUUGAUUUGCAGUUCUUGCCUACUGUAGGUACUACAACACAGCAAAUCUCAACGGAGAAUGAGUAUGCAAUACAUUUCCACAUUGCAACCAGGAGCACACAACUAUAAGUUCACAAUCUGUACAGCUCCCACAAAACCACAACACUAAUAGCAGCUUUACAUUCAUAUUUUCGUUUGCUAGUGCAGAACCAUUCAGUAUCUUAACUCGUAUCCUUUAUCAUAUCUAUCAUAGUCGAUAAGUUUAGAUUGCAACUAGCCUUAAUUUGUCUCUAUUACACUUUUUAUUGACAUAUUUUCAAAUGGAUACUUUUCACCAUACGUUGAAUAUUACCAACAAUAAUUUAAAAUAAAUGGGCAUGAUUGCAAUACUAGGUCCUACUGUGUUACUUUACAAAUCAAUAACUAUAGACUAUCGUUUCUUCAUCAGUUAAGACUACGCAUAACUAUUAUGUUUAUUGUUUAUAGCUUACAUGAAUCGAGAUUAAGUGUGUUAAAGAAUAUGUACUUUAUUUUAGCAAACCUUCAUUGAUUUUGCUGUUGCUUGUCGAAUGAAAGCAAACCCUCUGUAUAAAAAAGUUUUAGUUUUUUUCGCCACCUCGAGCGCGUUAGUUAAAUAUUUAUUUCACUUGCUAGUACGAACAGCAGCGAUGGAUUAAAGCUACCACAAGGCUAAAAACUCCAUUAAAAUAUAAUUCAUAAGCAUCUAUCAAGUUUGACUUAAGGCCCAAAUAGAAUGCUCGGCCACUGACCAUAGAUAGUAUCGCCUCGUUCGCUAUAGAAUUCAACUCACGGCUAAACAACGGUUUUUUUUAACCCGGGAGUUCAUUGCUCCAUUAGUGACGAAGCAUUCUGUUUAAGCCUUUCGAUCAUUUUACGUCACGUGGACACUGUAUUUUCGCCUGCUGGCAAAACCCCACAAAGACCUAGAUUCCAUAGAUGAACAUAGCCGAGUGAGAACCGCAAACAAUAGCACAACGUAGAGAAAGCAUACAAUCACCAUUCUGUUAAGCAGCAGAAAAAUUUUAGUGAUCCUUACGUAUAUGUUUUGUUUGACGCUGCCAUCGAAUAACGAUAAAACUGCUGAAGGUAGUACAGAUAUUUCAUGCCAAAUCGAUGAUGCAACCUAAUUGGUACCUUAAUUUUUACGAGAUGAAUUUAAAAAUUUAAAUUUAAAAAUAAAACAAGAAAAAACACAUUGUUAUCUGAACGUUUUGCACGAAUACAUGUUAAAGACAGGCAUAGUAUUAUAUUCAUACAAAAAAUCUAUAUCUGUAAAUCAUCAGAUUCCCAGAAAACGUGUUGGGCAGAGUGUUUAACCGGGUUAUACCUAGCGUCCGCUUGUUCGACGGUCAAUCUUUGCGAGACCGUGGUAGAACAAAUAAGUAGCUGUUAUUUUAAGAAAAUUGAAGAGUUCGAAAACAAUUUGAGCAACAGUAGCGGGAAUUGGAGAAAAUUACAAAACACAAGAAAAGAUAAAUUGUCUUUGUACAUACUACAAAUAUAUAUUCGAUCAUUAUUAUAUCGAAGAAGAAAAAUAUUUAUAAUUAAACAAAUAAAAAAAAACAUCUAUUUCUUUCAUACAAACGAUGACAAUUGUUCGUCUCUUUGUGAAACGGUUAAACGAUUAUUUC